GCCUCCUGAGCGGUGACUCAUGUCGGCAUGUUGGGUGUUGGUGGAGGUUUCCUGACCCUUUGGUGUGGACAGAAGCCAGAGGGUGAAGGAGGAGAUCGAGUGAACAAAGCGUAAGAAGGAUCCUGAGCAGUCAUGUACACCAGACAUGUUACCAGGAGAGCACUUAUCUGUGGAUGGGGAGGAGCAAAAAACAAGCCAGAUUAAAGGUAGCACGUCUCUAAAAUCAGCCCAGGAAAUCCUUUCAGUGGGUGACCCUGUUAGCAGAGGAAAUACCAUCACCACUGAUCUUAUCAGCUCUCAGCCUCUGCCUGCUGUUUCUCCACCAGCAGAGGCCUCGCAGGAGGCAGCAGCAUUUAAGAAACGUACAUAUGACCACCAGCAGAAGCCCGAGUGUCCACGGUGUGGCCUCACAGCUCCAGAUGACAGACUGCCGGGCUCCAGGUUGUCAGUGCACAGCGGCAGCAGGAGCAGUAAAAGGAGAAAGGAGACAGGUGCUGAAAACACGUGCUUUCACCUGCUGCUGGCGUGCCUGUGGUGCCACUGCUCCGUGCUGCUCCUGGGUCUCCUGGAGGCUUGCUCAUCAUGCCUUCACGCCCUCUGCUCCUCCUGCUGCCACGCGUGCACCCGCUGCUGUUCAGCCAUUCAGGAGGUUCCCAUGGAGGAGCUCACCUGCCACGCCCACUGCCACUCCGUCUUGUUCAAGUCGUGCUGCGAGCCAACCGAGUGUCUCGAAUUUUGUCUGGAGUGUUGCGAAAUCUGCCAUCGCAGCUAG
Messenger RNA from Pundamilia nyererei, 772 nucleotides. Its product is annotated as myoD family inhibitor-like. Bases 146 to 772 code for a protein of 208 amino acids. The transcript has 5 exons. Lineage: Eukaryota; Metazoa; Chordata; Actinopteri; Cichliformes; Cichlidae. The record is from RefSeq and is a predicted model, not a curated record.